AUGUUCGGGUAAGUAAAAAAUUUUCAAAAAAAAAAAACUCAAUUUUUUGGGCAAAAAAAUUAACAAAAAUUAGUGGCAUCUGUUGGUGUUUGAAUGGUUUAAUAAAAGCCUUUGUUGGCCAAUAAUUAGCAUUUUUCGGCCAAAAAAUUUUUUUGUAAAAUCAAAAAAAAACAUAAGGGGGGACCAAGGGAAAAUUUUUAAAAUUUUUUGAAACUCGUAAGCUUUAAUUUUGACAAAACCUGGAGAGAAUGUCAGGAUUGAUCUGUGGCCCAUUAAGAUCAUUUUUUGUCAAAUUUUAGAAAAAUUGCCUCCGGCUAUUUAGUCUAAAACUGAUUUUAGAAACAAAAUCCAAAAUUUUUUCUAAAAUAUUUUUUUGGUUGUGUCAAAAAAACCAACACAAAAAAAUCAUAAUAACCUGUAAACUUUCCAGACUGAACAGAUUUUUCAUUUCCUUCGCCUUUAUCCUCCUCUUCUCCCUCAACAUUUCCGCCCAACCCACCGUUGUUGAAGGAUAUCGGCGUUUCAAGGAGUCGAUUGCCAGCUCCUCGCCCUCCUAUCGCCCGGUUUAUGUUGGUGGUGGUUUACUGGACGUGUAUGAGAAGCCGGUCUCAUCGUUUGAUGAGUUAACGACCAUUGAAGUAGCGCUGGAUUAG
This is a messenger RNA of Bursaphelenchus xylophilus (pine wood nematode), 653 nucleotides long. Lineage: Eukaryota; Metazoa; Nematoda; Chromadorea; Rhabditida; Aphelenchoididae. The record is from the annotation of a GenBank genome assembly.